UCACUUCCAUUGAUCCAUAAUUUCCCAAACCUCUUCUCUCUCUCUCCAUUGACGGAUUUCAACUUAUUGAUCCACUUCAAAAUCGAACAUUAUUAGGUUUCCAUAAUUUUCUAUUAAGACUUGUAUUCACAGUGUUUCUAUUUAAGGCUAUAAUCAUCCAUAUCCUUGAAGCUUUGAUCACAGUUUUUGGAUCCUUUCCAGGGAAGGGGGUGAAGUAUGGGAUCUUUGCGAGGACCGGUGAUUUGCCCAGCUGUUAGAGCAAAGCAAGCUGGUGGACCUUUGUCCAUGACCAAAUUCAUCAACAGUGGAUUAUGGGGAUCAUCUCAAAAGAUCAAAGGGGCAAAGAGAAAUGAAGGCUAUCAACUAAAUGUGAGGAAAUGGAAGGGAAUACAAUGUGGUUAUAGUUCAUCAUCUGAUGGUAAUAACAGUAUGGCGGAGAAUUUUAACGACAAGGAUGAAGAUUAUGUAAACUCGAGUGUGAUUGAAGCAGUUGAGGUGAAGAAUGGACCUGAAGGUUUCUUGGUGAAGAUGCGUGAUGGUAACCAUUUAAGGUGUACUCAUAACCUAACUCAGGCUGGGCGUUUACCUGAUUAUGCUCCGCAUCCUGCUAUUGUACUGAAGAUGGAAGAUGGAUCUGGGCUUAUACUUCCUAUAAUUGUCUUGGAGAUGCCAAGUGCAUUGCUGAUGGCUGCCCUGCGAAAUGUCCAAAUUGUUCGGCCUACUAUGUAUCAAGUUGUGCAAGAGAUGAUUGACAAGAUGGGAUAUGCUGUGAAGCUUGUUAGAGUGACGAAGAGAGUGCACGAGGCGUAUUUUGCUCAAUUAUAUCUCACAAAGGUGGGUAAUGAAGCAGAGAGUGUAAGCUUUGAUCUUCGACCUUCUGAUGCCAUUAAUAUUGCAGUAAGAUGCAAGGUGCCCAUACAAGUCAAUAGACACUUAGCAUAUAAUGAUGGGAUGAGAGUUAUGGAAUUGGGAAAGCAAUCUUCUCCUCAGAGCUCAGUAUCUGAAGGGCUACUGUUUACUGAACUGGACAGGCCGAAUGGAAAACCAUGCAAUGAGUCAAAGGAAUUUGAUAUUGUUCAGAACAUGUGGAUGGCCGCUGACGAAGAGCGCUAUAAAGAUGCAGCCCAGUGGAAAGACAAACUAUCUCAGUUCAGGUCAAAGAAAAAGUGGACAUAGACAGAUGCAGACUUCAAGGGAUUGUGUACAUUAAAUUCGUCGUCUGAAGAUGAUGGAAUUGGCUAUUAUUAUAUGUAUGUAUGGAAAAUGAAAAAACUAAAUGUAUAAUUGUAUAUAUUGAUGAUCAGACAUGGAAACUGCCUAUAUAUGUUUAUAAUAAUUACUUCGUGUUCUAUUCGACACGAAAUCUAACUUA
Messenger RNA from Impatiens glandulifera, 1372 nucleotides. Its product is annotated as bifunctional nuclease 2-like. Lineage: Eukaryota; Viridiplantae; Streptophyta; Magnoliopsida; Ericales; Balsaminaceae. The transcript is spliced from 11 exons. The record is from RefSeq and is a predicted model, not a curated record. Bases 217 to 1176 code for a protein of 319 amino acids. Gene Ontology annotation, molecular function: nuclease activity. Gene Ontology annotation, cellular component: VCB complex; nucleus. Gene Ontology annotation, biological process: protein ubiquitination.